Molecule: messenger RNA, 1785 nt
Organism: Ectocarpus siliculosus
Lineage: Eukaryota; Phaeophyceae; Ectocarpales; Ectocarpaceae
Source: the annotation of a GenBank genome assembly
AUGCGGGGUCGGCGAGUCUCCCUGGGGGUUGUCGUCCUGGGGUUGAGUCCAUCAGUGCAAGCUUUCGUUGGACCGUCGAUUCCCGAGGCAUCGUCUGCGAAGCGCGUACCGCUGUCGACGCCAGCAGUCAAGAGAAACAGCGAUGGCAGCAGCAGCAGAAGCAGGAGCAGUAGCGGGAGUGCCAUCGGCAUGAGCCGGCGCAGAGCGGCUCUGGCCGCAUCAUCAGCGCUGAAGAUGAGCGGCGAGGACGAGGAAUCGGAGGAAUACGGGGACCCCGCGGCAGAAGUGGAGGUGGUCACCGCUGACAAGAGGAAGGACGCGGGCGUGCUGGCGGCGACGGGGGCGACGGGGGCGAUCGUGGGGUGGAGCUUGGGGCACUCCCUAGGGCUGGACAUGAUAGGGAUGUUUGCAGGCUGUCUGGCAGCGGUAGGGCUUUUGGCGCAGGAGGGCACGAUUGGGCAAUCGGCCGCGAAGUUCGGCGAGUUUGCCCUCGGCGCGUUCGAAGUGGUCAGCACCGUAGCUGCGAGCACAGACGUGCCGGCAAAGAUGGCGAGCUCUGUGGGAGAGGAGUUCCUCGAGGUGGUGGAAUUUACCUCGGGUGCCAUGACAAAGGGGUACAUGGACAGCCUUCCGGAGCCUGUGGUGCGGUACGAGGCACAGAUCGCUAGAUCCAAGGAAACCGCCAAGGAGCUGAAGGAACAGCUGGACAAGGUGUCGGCGGCGUUCGCUGAGGCCAAGGAGCAGCUCAAGCAGCGGGCGGAAAACCAGAGAAUUGUGAACGCGGCCAAGACCACGGUUGCUGAGCUGGCGGCCGCGAAGGCCGCGGUGGUGGAGAAGGACGUCGCGAUCGCCAAGAGCCUGCAGCUGGCGAGGAAGGAGAAAGACGCCUUCGACGUGGACCUUAAGGCCGCGAAGGCCGAGGCUGGCCGUUUCAGGGACAUGGUGGAGACCAGGGCCGACAUGGACGACGACUACAGGGCGUUAGCCGAGGCAUCCGACACCCUCGAGGAGCGAGUGCAAGACUACGAGGCAAGGCUCAGGGUCCUCGCGGAGGAGAACGACGGCAUCAGGGCCGACUACUCGGCCGAGAUCAAGAGCAUGGAGGCGGAGCGGUCCUCCAUGCGGGAGCGCAUCGCCAACCUGGAGAGCGCUCUGACGUCGUCGGAGACGGCUAUCGACCAGCAGCGAGCGGACCUGCAGGCUGAACUAAUGAAGAUGGGGAAUGCUCUGGACGAGAAGUCGGCCGCGGCGGAGGCGGCCGCCGGCCUGGCGGCGGAGAUGAAGGCAGCGCUGCAGGCGUCCAUCGAGGAGAAGGCGGACGCGGUGGCGAGAGCAGCGGCGCAGAUGAAGGCAGCUCAGGAGGCGAGGAGCGCUGCUGAGAAAGAGAAGGCCCGCGCUGCGCUGGAGGUCAAGGCUGCCAAAGAGCAGGCGAUGAAGGCAGCGGCCGAGGCGGCGAGACUAGACGGGGCAGCAGCUAAGGCUAAGGCGGGGACGCCCGCCGCUGCGGCGGCAGGGGCAGGGGCAGGGGCUAGGGCGGGGGUGGGGGCGGCCGCCGGGGUUAAGAAGAGGCAGCCGAAGAAGAAGACGGCACGGCAGGUGGCGCUGGAGGCAAAGGAGAGAAAGGCGAGCGAGGAGGCGGAGGCGAAGAAGGCCCAGGCCGCCGCCGCGGCCGCCGAAAGAGAAGCGCAGAAGGUUAAGGACAUCGAGGUCAAGAAGAAGACUGCCACGGCGGGGGCGGCGGCCUCUGCAGCGAAGCCGCCGCCGCCGCCGCCGCGUUCCGCACGA